CGUCUCACUCAUAAUUGGAAUUGACGUUUGCCAUCGGGUGUCCGUAGAUAACACUGGCAUGUCACACUGUUGCAUCUGUUAUCAGCAGGCUUACCGCUGACCCUCCGUUUAUGUGUGCAAGACCCAGCAUAACCUGUCACCACGUGUCAACAACAAAACAUUUUACAAGCUAAAGCCCUGUUUGGUUGCACAGAGGCUUCUCAGUGGAGUAGAGGGUUGGGAAAGGUCUUACAGAGGGGGUUAUCCUGGAAUUCAGUGUCUUUUGGAAGAGGUCAACCUGUUACAGGAUGUGUCUGAGAGGGUUGAAGCCGUGGGUCUCAUGCUGCACCCCGUGGAGAAUUAAACGUGUCUAUCACAUCAGAGGAGAGAAAGUCAUGCAGAAGAUUGAGAUGUUUAGACGGUGCACAGAAUGUUUAAAAAAGAAAAAGGAAAAAAGGAUGGAGGCCUCGUGUCUGGAACUGGCUCUGGAAGGUGAGCGUUUGUGUAAAGUGGGAGAUUACCGUGCUGGUGUCUCCUUUUUAGAAUCAGCCAUCCAGGUGGGCACUGAAGACCUGCAGAUUUUGAGUGCUAUCUAUAGUCAGCUGGGCAAUGCCUACUUCCACCUGCACGACUACAACAAGGCGCUGGAAUACCAUCGGCAUGACCUCACGCUCACCAGAACUAUCAGAGAUCAGCUGGGAGAAGCUAAAGCCAGUGGUAACCUUGGAAACACAUUGAAGGUUUUGGGUCGCUAUGAUGAAGCAGCAGUUUGUUGCCAAAGACACUUGGACAUUUCCAGGAUGCUCCAUGAUAAGGUGGGGCAGGCCAGAGCGCUCUAUAAUUAUGGGAAUGUGUACCACGCCAAGGGGAAGAACAUAUGUUGGAGCGGUGUGGACCCUGGAGACUUUCCCGAGGAGGCACACAUCGCUCUAAAGAAAGCAACCGAGUACUACGAGUGAGCGAAUCUGGCCAUUGUGAAAGAGUUGGGGGACAGAGCGGCACAGGGCAGGACCUACGGUAACCUUGGCAACUCACACUAUUUGCUCGGAAACUUCCAGGAUGCUGUUCUGGCUCAUGAACAGUUUGAAGCUGCAGCUGAACAUUACAAGCGGACACUGCAGUUGGCGCGGCAGCUGAAGGACAGGGCCGUGGAGGCUCAGGCCUGCUACAGUCUGGGCAACACCUACACGCUACUGCAGGACUAUGAGAGAGCCAUAGACUCUCACCUCAAACAUCUUAUCAUAGCUCAGGACCUCAAGGACAGGAUUGGAGAAGGGAGGGCAUGCUGGAGUUUAGGGAACGCCUACACCGCACUGGGAAACCACGAGCAGGCCAUGAGCUUUGCUGAAAAGCAUCUGGAGAUCUCCAAAGAGAUUGGAGACCGUAGUGGGGAGCUGACGGCUCGAAUGAAUCUAUCUGAUCUGCAGUUAGUUUUGGGUCUGAAGCAGAACAAUUCAAACAUGAGCAGCUCUGCCUUCAUCGAGAGUCCGCCCGGUGACAGCAGUCUGCCUGAUGGAAAAUCCAGAGGAAGCCGGAGACUCAGCAUGGAGAACAUGGAGCUCAUGAAACUCAGCUCUGACAAAAAUACGGGCCAGACCUGUGAGGAGACUACAACCCCUCAGCAAGCCAAAUCGCCAACCAAAUCAUCCAUAGCCAAGACAUCUUCUAAACUUUUCUUCAUCAAUCGCUUCAGGAGCAAAAAACACAGGAUGAAUGGAUCAAACUCCAGUCCACCAGCUGAGAAUCGCAGCAGCCCACCUUCAGCCUGUCUGGACAAACAGUACACCCCAGACACUCUGGGUGACGACAGCUUUUUUGAUCUUCUGAGCCGUUUUCAAGGAAACCGCAUGGAUGACCAGAGGUGCUCAUUACAGGACGGCCUAAGCCGUGUUCCCGCCCCUUCCGUUCCCUGUGAAACCCCACCUGUAGCCCUGAAGAAAUCUAUUUCCGCAUCCGGAGCGGAGGCCUCGGCACAGCCUGGCCAUCUCCUAGACCUGCUGGCCAACUCACAGAGCCGUCGGCUGGAAGAGCAGCGGGCCAGUGUGGACAGUCUCCCGGGUCUCCGGCUGGACCAGCGCCACAGCCAGGAUGUUCUCAGCAAACUCAUAGCCUCAGCCGAUAACAAAGAACCAGAUGAAGACUUCUUCGACAUGCUGAUUAAGUGCCAGGGAUCCAGACUGGAUGAUCAGAGAUGUGCUCCUCCACCUCCUCCCACCAGAGGCCCUACAGUCCCAGAUGAAGACUUCUUUAGCCUCAUCCUUCGCUCCCAGGCCAAACGGAUAGAUGAGCAGAGAGUCAUCUUAUCAUCAGACAGAAGACCCCUUCAGACCAAUCCUGAAUGACCUGUUCUUUAUGAAGUCAGAAUACUAUUUUAGGACCUUGUAACCUCACUGAAGUCUUACUCAUGAAUCAAUGCCUUGUUGAAAAUCAGAUCCUACAAGAUGAUUUCUCUUCUCAUUUAACAAGAUUUUUGAAUCUUGAGAUGCAUGAAGUCCUUUCAUUCUUCCUACUACCGUGAUCUGAACUGGAUUCAGAUGUUUCUGUGCAGAAAAGACCAAGACCACAGUCUCUUUCUCAGGGAUUCAGUACAAUGCACUGAAUGCAUUUCAUUCACCUGGAUAACUGGAUGGACUUUAUCAGCGGUAGUUUAGGAUGUCAGACCAUUUUAUAUAUUUUUAACACUAAAUGUAGUAUCAGUUCUAUUUUGAUUCUUUCUUUGACUUGUAAUGUUUUAUGUUAUCUGUUUAAUACCAUCAAAGCAAUACUCUAUAUUAAUGUUCUAAGGUUUCAGAAACAAGCAGUCUGCAAAAGUUUGGAUUUAUAUGAAUAUAAAAUUCUGUUCUGGAAAUUAUAUGUCAAGAAUGUAUUACUAAAUGAAGAGGAAUAAAGCCUCAUUUUAAUAGACCUGCUCAAUAACACAU
Messenger RNA from Cyprinus carpio (common carp), 2900 nucleotides. It is a transcript of the gene gpsm2l, whose product is annotated as G-protein-signaling modulator 2-like. Gene Ontology annotation, molecular function: protein binding; GTPase regulator activity. The transcript is spliced from 14 exons. The record is from RefSeq and is a predicted model, not a curated record. Lineage: Eukaryota; Metazoa; Chordata; Actinopteri; Cypriniformes; Cyprinidae.